Messenger RNA from Microdochium trichocladiopsis, 534 nucleotides. Its product is annotated as ricin B lectin domain-containing protein. The record is from RefSeq and is a predicted model, not a curated record. The coding region runs from base 43 to 534 and encodes 163 amino acids. Lineage: Eukaryota; Fungi; Ascomycota; Sordariomycetes; Xylariales; Microdochiaceae. The transcript is spliced from 5 exons.
UAAUCCGUCGUCUUUCCCGACAACUCCCCAAUUUGUUCAAAGAUGCCUCAGUUCAAGGAUGGCUCCGUUCUUGCCUUCAUCAACUAUGGCUCUGGCACUUGUCUCGACCUGACUGCUAGCGACCCUAAGAGCGGCAACCCCGUCAUCGGCUACAACUACAAUGCAACCAGCAACCAGCACUGGAAGCUCGUCAAGGUGCCCUACAGCGGGGCCAAGGUCUGGCCUGUGUACUUCCUGAUCAACCAGGCCACUGGCACUGCUCUUGAUCUCUACAACGGUGGACAAGAAAAUGGCACCCAGAUCACCGGCUGGGCCAACGGGCCUGCCAGCAAGACCAACCCCCACCAGCUGUGGCGCCUGGUCACCGCUGACGCCAACUCUGACGUCGUCAUGAUCCAGAACAUCGGCACCGGCACUUACGUCGACUUGUACCUUGGCGGCAGCCAGAAUUCGACGAAGAUCACUGGCUGGGCCGGCAACCUUGCCGAGGAGAACACCCACCAGUUGUGGAAGGUCAAGGUUAUCUCCAACUAG